This is a messenger RNA of Sorex fumeus (smoky shrew), 3732 nucleotides long. It is a transcript of the gene NBR1, whose product is annotated as NBR1 autophagy cargo receptor. The transcript has 22 exons. The coding region runs from base 577 to 3591 and encodes 1004 amino acids. Gene Ontology annotation, molecular function: zinc ion binding; ubiquitin binding. Lineage: Eukaryota; Metazoa; Chordata; Mammalia; Eulipotyphla; Soricidae. The record is from RefSeq and is a predicted model, not a curated record. Gene Ontology annotation, cellular component: phagophore assembly site. Gene Ontology annotation, biological process: macroautophagy.
GCGUUUCCGACACCGGAAGCUGGCAUGAUUUUCAUGGCGAUUCGCUUGACUGAUUAGAGAGCUCCGUGUUCUUAUACACGUCAACAGUUAUGGAUUGGAGAGUUAUGGUUUCCUAUCUUAAGAGCGGAGAGUAAAGACCCCACAAGUCCUAGGAAGACUACAAUUCCAUCCAUUCCCGCGAGUCUCAGGCAAGUUCUCCUCUAAGGUGUCUGACCUAAGGGCACGCUGGAGGCGCCGAAUUUUACCUGGGAAGAGGAAAUCGGUCCCGGCCCACGGCUGCGCACUCAGAGUACCGCCCCUCCGCCCCUGUGUUUGUUAUUGUUGUGCGGUUCAGGCUGCUGCUGCUCCGCCUCCGCCAACGCAUCCUCCACCAAUCAGUAGUACGAUAGCUUUGAGGGACAUGUGAUUAGAGCCAAUCGUGUUAUCGGAAACUUAGAGAAACAGACGACUGGACCCUGUCUCUCUCCGCCAUGUUAGAUUCACCCGGCUGGGGAUAGCCGCAGAAGUAGCAGCGAACGGUUCUCGCACUGGCCUUUGAAGCAGGCGCCCCCCGGGGGCGGGAAGCUGCCCCACAACAUGGAACCACAGGUUACUUUAAAUAUAACAAAAGGUCACUGUGUCUCACCCGCCCAGUCAGCUCUAGCUGCACAGCAUGGAACCACUGGUUACUCUAAAUGUGAUUACUCUAAAAGUAAAACUCAAAGCUUUCUGGUUUCUGACCCAGAAAUUACAACUUGGGCUGAUGUUGAAGCUAUGGUAAAAGUUUCAUUUGAUCUGAACACUAUACAAAUAAAAUACCUGGAUGAGGAAAAUGAAGAGGUUUCCAUCAACAGUCAAGGAGAAUAUGAAGAAGCACUGAAGAUGGCAGUCAAACACGGAAACCAGCUGCAGAUGCAAGUCCAUGAAGGCUACCAUGUUAUUGAUGACACCCUACCCCCAGUUACAAUAGAAAAACGACCAGUUUCAAGAACAGGAAAGAAGCCACUUGCCCAUUAUUCUUCACUAGUGAGAGUCUUGGGACCAGACAUGAAGAACCCAGAGGGCCCUGCAGAACAGUUACCACCUGCUCCCUGUGAUGCAGACCAGCCCCACAGCAAGCCUCCCGACUGGUUCACAAGCUAUCUGGAGACAUUUAGAGAGCAGGUUGUUAAAGAAACGGUUGAGAAACUUGAACAGAAAUUACAUGAGAAGCUGGUCCUCCAAAACCCAUCAUCGGGUUCCUGUCCGUCAGAAGUCUCAAUACCUGGGUCAGAAGAAGCACUUUUUUUGCCGGAAAAUCAGUUCCAGUGGCAUAUUAUUUGCAGUAACUGCCAAACAGGGAUCGUUGGGGUGCGCUACCAGUGCAGUCUGUGCCCAUCCUACAAUAUCUGUGAAGAUUGUGAAUCAGGCCCAUACGCCCAUGACACUAACCAUGUCCUGCUGAAGUUGCGGAGACCUGUAGCAGGUUCAUCUGAACUCUUCUCUUCCUCAAAGUUCUCUACUCCUCGUUUGCCUGCUGCUCUGGAACAAGCCAGGCUCCAGAAACAAGUUGACAAGAACUUUCUUAAGGCAGAAAAGCAAAAAUUGAGAGCUGAGAAGAAACAGCGUAAAGCAGAAGUCAAGGAACUUAAAAAGCAGCUUAAACUCCACCGGAAGAUUCACCUGUGGAAUUCCAUUCAUGGACUCCAGAGCCCCAAGUCCUCUUUGAGCCGGCCUGAGAGCCUGCUUCAGUCUAACACUCUGAUUCUCCCUUUGCAGCCUUGUGCCCCAGUUAUGCCGACCCUCAGUGCAGCAUUUGUGGAUGAGAAUUUGCCUGAUGGGACUCACCUUCAGCCAGGAACCAAAUUUAUCAAACACUGGAGGAUGAAAAAUACAGGAAAUGUCAAGUGGAGUGCAGACACAAAGCUCAAGUUAAUGUGGGGAAACCUAACGUUGGCCUCUACAGAGAAGAAAGAUGUUUUGGUUCCCUGCCUGAAAGCCGGUCAUGUGGGAGUUGUAUCUGUGGAGUUUAUCGCCCCGACCUUGGAGGGAACAUACACUUCCCAUUGGCGUCUUUCUCACAAAGGCCAGCAGUUUGGGCCUCGGGUCUGGUGCAGUAUCAUAGUGGAUCCCUUCCCUUCCACAGAGAUGCCUGAUGAUAUUGAAAAGGGCAGCUCAGGCAAAGUGGAUCAUCUCACCUGCCAGCAAGAGGAGGGUUUUCUUCUGGAAAAAGAAGAAGAUAAUCUUGAUGAAGCAACUGCUCAAGCAGAAGGGACAGGAACCUGUAUCCCUCAGAAGACAAAAAAUGUUGCGAGAGAGAGAGAACUCUACAUUCCAUCAGUUGACCUUCUAACUGCCCAGGACCUGCUGUCCUUCGAGCUGUUGGAUAUAAACAUUGUCCAGGAGUUGGAGAGAGUACCCCAUAAUACCCCUGUGGAUAUGACUCCCUGCAUGUCUCCACUGCCACACGACAGUCCCUUAAUAGAGAAGCCUGGCCUGGGACAGAUACAGGAAGAGAGCGAAGGGGUGGGAUUUAAAGCACUUCCUGAUGCCACAGCAUUAGUAAAAAGGAAAGCUGAGAAUAUUGCCUCAGCGGAAGAGGUGGAAGAUGACCUCAGUGGGACUCAGUUUGUAUGUGAAACUGUAAUUCGAUCCCUGACUUUGGAUGCUGCCCCGGAUCAUAACCCACCUUGUAGACUGAAGUCCCUGCACAGGGCAGAAUCACAGCUGCAUAACACAGAGGAGCAGCAGCCUGCUUUACCGCCUGAAGUCUGCAGUAAGGAAUCCAACCUGAAAUCUGCCUUGCCUGAAGAGGGACCACUUGGAGAUGAUAGAGAAGAGAUUGUUCCUAUUGCUGAGGAAGAAGCCCCAGAGGAGGAAGAUGAGCUCAGUGAUGAAGUUCAGAGUCAGUCCUCUGCUUCUUCCGAGGACUACAUCAUCAUCCUGCCAGAGUGCUUUGACACCAGCCGUCCCCUUGGGGACUCCAUGUACAGCUCUGCGCUCUCACAGCCAGGCCUGGAGCGAGGGACUGAAGGCGAGCUUGGGGUUGAGGCUGGACAGGAACCAGUUGAGGAUGGAGAAGGAUCCACUGGAAGGGAGAAUCAUCCUCAGGAGCACAGCAUCAACGACAUCCUCAUGACCUCACAGACUCUGGACACAGUGCCCCUAACCCCAGAGGUGAUAGGACCUCCUCCACCGCUGCCCAGGAGCCCUCCCUGUGCCCAGCAUCAUGAUUCCCCAGGAGUGGAUUUACCAGUUACCGUGCGGGAAGUUUCUUCAGUUCAGCUCAGAGGAGAGCCCAGAGGCUCAUCAGGACUUAUAAACAGCAGACAGAAGAGCUAUGACCACUCAAGGCAUCAUCAUGGAAGCAGCAUUGCUGGAGGAUUGAUGAAGGGGGCAUUGUCUGUGGCUACCUCUGCAUACAAGGCCCUGUUUGCUGGGCCACCAAUCACUGCGCAGCCAGUAGUUUCUGAGGAACAGAGGGCAGCCUUGAUGGCCCAUCUCUUUGAAAUGGGAUUCUGUGACCGGCAGCUGAACCUCAGGCUGCUGAAGAAGCACAAUUACAACCUCCUCCACGCUGUGACCGAACUUCUUCAAGUCAACAACAAUGACUGGUACAGCCACCGCUACUGAGGAGUGACCUUGUAUUAAAUAACUUUGCCUGCUGCUCAGAGAUGAUCUGUAUUCUGUCGUUGGGGGUAGGGGAGGAGCCCUUGCUUAUUUUUUAAUCUGGUAAAUCUGUGAAGAGCCCAUCACUGAAUUACAAGAUAAAAA